Messenger RNA from Podospora pseudocomata, 1593 nucleotides. RefSeq lists its product as uncharacterized. Gene Ontology annotation, cellular component: plasma membrane; fungal-type vacuole. The transcript is spliced from 2 exons. NCBI's taxonomy places the organism in Eukaryota, Fungi, Ascomycota, Sordariomycetes, Sordariales, Podosporaceae. The record is from RefSeq and is a predicted model, not a curated record. Bases 1 to 1266 code for a protein of 421 amino acids.
AUGACCAUGAUGGAUCCCGGUCAGGCUGUCUAUCUCUCCUACCAGGUUCCUCCUGCCGGAAAUGCAGUAAUGCUUGCUGCCUUUGCUGCCUUGGUUCCGCUCAACAUCUUCACAGGAAUACGGUACAAGACACCAUUAUACAACUCUCUCCUCACAGCGGGCCUCAUCGUCGAAGUUGUCGCCCAUGUUGCAAGGAUAUUUCUCAGCACCGAGUCUGCAAGUCCAGCGUACUUUGCGGUGUAUAUGGUCGGAACGCACUGGGGAGCUACCUUUGUCGGAUCAGCCAUCUACCUUGUUCUGCCUCAUGUCACUGUGCUCUACGGUCAGGAAUUUCGGCUCGUCUCCAACGCCCUCUACAUCAACAUUUUCUUUACGAUCAUGGAUAUCUCUUCUUUGGUCUUCCAAUCCGUGGGCAUUAUUUAUGCUGCCAGCGCAACAUCAGCGUCACAGGUUGAUCAGGCCGUCAACAUUCUGCUGACAGGACUUGCCUUCCAAACUACGACUCUGGUCGCCUUCUUGGGUGGUUAUCGCUAUUUCCGGUACAAAAUCGAUCAUCGACGCUACAUCUUGGACAAUACCUUCUCUGCAACAUACUUAUCUCGCCGAUUCAAACAAUUUAUGUUGGUUGUCCAAGCAGCUGGAUGUCUCCUUGUACUUCGAACCGCCUUGCGAAUCGCUGGGUCUUCCGGCGGUCUUGGCAGUUCGCUUGCCGUUUCCCAAGUCGUAUCUUUCCUCCUCGACGACACCCUAGUUCUUCUAGCGAUUCUUAUCCUCACACUUUGGCCAGUAGGGCGCGCCUUUGGACCCUCGUGGACCGAUACCUCCCCAUUGGCAUCCCCCGACGCCCUCAGCGACCUCCCUCUGCGACGGCACUUUCAUCGCCAUUCCCGAAGGCAGAUCCUCCGCAAACGCCAUUUAUCGCAGCCAUAUAACGCCUCCGAGGUACCAUCACCUUACACACCCAGCCAUGCCGCCUCGGGGUUUCCAUCGUCUGUUAGCCCGUUAGGACACCGCCCCUCACCGCUUGAGCCUUCUCUCGCUUCUCCGAGAAACAACCCCGUCUAUCAACGCGCGCCUUACGAGCAAUCGCCGACAGGCACUGUGCCGUGUAUCUCUCCUGAGCAGAGUCCAAAGAUGUUCAUGACAGCGGCAUCACCUGGGCAGUAUCAGGACGGAAGUUGGAAGAAAGCCAAGAGCUCGCCACGUGGGCCGACAAGCCCGGAGCCAACAUCCAAAAUGGUGAGAAGUAAUGAUCUGUGGGAUUAGCCACCAGUUCAGAUUUCUAUUCACUUUGCUUUGUUUCGACUCUACAUAUUUGAUUGGCACAAAAACCGGUGUGAUGUAACGUCUAUUCUUGAAUAUUACAUGUCUCGUUUUGUGUGGAGUGGGUGGUUUUUCGUUUAUAGAUUGAUACCGGCAUUGGUUAGGGGACGGAGGGGUCUGCUUGCUUUGGUUUUGUUUUAACGGGAGUUUUGCUCAUUUGUAUUUUUUUGUGCGAGGUCCGAGUAUCCACAGCUUUUUGUCUUUCUUUCUCGUUGUAUAGGAAACGAGACAAGAAGGCGUCCAUGAAACGGCCGAUGUUCUGGACCGUCA